This is a messenger RNA of Austrofundulus limnaeus, 2295 nucleotides long. It is a transcript of the gene elovl8b, whose product is annotated as ELOVL fatty acid elongase 8b. The transcript is spliced from 8 exons. Gene Ontology annotation, molecular function: fatty acid elongase activity. The record is from RefSeq and is a predicted model, not a curated record. Lineage: Eukaryota; Metazoa; Chordata; Actinopteri; Cyprinodontiformes; Rivulidae. Bases 351 to 1190 code for a protein of 279 amino acids. Gene Ontology annotation, cellular component: endoplasmic reticulum membrane. Gene Ontology annotation, biological process: fatty acid elongation, saturated fatty acid; fatty acid elongation, polyunsaturated fatty acid; sphingolipid biosynthetic process.
UUCUACAUUACUGGWGGGAAAAAAUACCCAUGUCUUGUGUAACGGCGCCCUUUAGUGCACCAGAAAUGCUACAACAGAUACAGAAAACUAAGAAAACACAGGAAGUGAUGUCAUCAACGUUUUCUGUACUUUUCUUUUAACAAUCAGCUAAAUCCCUCUGUCCCUCUGAGAUCCCUCUAUUUUUUGUGUCCCCAAGUGAAAGCAGCACACCAGACUUCCUGUUUCCGCUUCCAUAUUUGGUCAUGCUCCAAAGCUGUACUUUGUCAGGGAUYAUCUGACGGUCUGCGUUCAAAGGUUUUCCCGAGCCUUUCACUGAAACCUGUUGACCCUAAACCCGGGGUGAGAAGAGGAUGGCUUCAUUGUGGCAAAAUGUUCUGGCUGUGCACCAAUGGAUUGUGGAGAAUGGAGACAAGAGGACGGACCCCUGGCUGCUGGUCUACUCCCCUGUCCCGGUGGCGCUCAUCUUCCUGGUUUACCUCGGUGGGAUCUGGGCCGGACCCCGUCUGAUGAAACACAGAGAACCCGUUGACCUCAAACUGGUUCUUAUUUGGUAUAAUUUCUCCAUGGUUCUCCUGUCUGCAUACAUGUUCCAUGAGUUCCUGGUCACAUCGUGGCUCUCAGACUACAGUCUUCUCUGUCAGCCUGUAGAUUACAGCAGCCGUCCGCUGGCCAUGAGGAUGGCCAGAGUCUGCUGGUGGUUCUUCUUCUCAAAGGUCAUCGAGCUGAGUGACACGCUGUUCUUCAUCUUGAGGAAGAAGAACAAUCAGCUGACUUUUCUUCAUGUUUACCAUCAUGGCACCAUGAUCUUCAACUGCGUUCUUCAUCGGCCUGGUAAACACCUUCGUUCACAUCGUCAUGUACUCUUACUACGGCCUGGCAGCGUUCGGGCCUCACAUGCAGAAGUACCUGUGGUGGAAACGAUACCUGACGUCCCUGCAGCUGCUGCAGUUUUUCCUCUUCCUCCUGCACACGGGCUACAACCUGUUCACAGACUGCAACUUCCCCGACUCCAUGAACGCUGUGGUGUUUGCUUACUGCGUCACCCUCAUCGUCCUCUUCACCAACUUCUAUUUUCAGAGCUACCUGAACAGGAAGAAGCAGAAAUGAGGCCAAAACGGCUCCAGCUGCUGUGUUUGGUUUGUCCACCAGAGGGCGCCACCUGCCCACAGUCUGCAGGUUUUUACCACUGACUGAUGAGAGGUGGGAGAGGCACUAAGUCCAUUCUUCAAUUAUUUAUUUCUCGGUCUGGGAGAUGACAAACAUUCAAAUGCUUGUUGUAAACAAACUGUACAUUUAUACAAWUAUUAGAUGAUCAUUAUUAAUAAUAAUAGAAAGUAGGUUUCUCUGCAUUAUUGCAGGACAAAAGAGCCAAAACAGAGAUAAAACAAAAAUAAAAAUUUACACAGCUACAACAUCACAGCAAAAUGAUAUAUUCUUUUCUACACUUCAGUCUAAAACAGAUAAAAAGAUGUAGAUUACAGAGAAAAAAACAAAGAAGUUUGUAGUGUUUGAAAUUCACACAUUUAAAGAAAUGAAGAGGUCUGUUUGGACUGCAUUUGGAGGGUUUUUAUCACCAAGUCGGGUUUUUUUUUAAUAUGAGAAAUGUUUAACCCAAACCAGACAUAAAUAAUGUCAGCAAAUACUGAAAUUAAUGUAAUAAGUUGUUCUGCCUGUCUAAAUUCAUUGUGUUGAGCUGAAGUUCAGAUGGUAAAAAUGUUCAAUUCUGCUUCCUUCCAGCCAGACAAGGUUAUACUUUUAUCAGUGGUGUCCCAACACCAGUUUACCUCAAACCAAUACGAGUACUUCAGUUUGGGUAUUCACCGAUACCGAGUAUUUACUGAGUUACUUACACAAUGACUUAAUUUAGAACAAGCUGGCUCUCCUUCCCUAUACAGCCCCUCUGACUGGGUCAAAUCAAAUAUACAGCUUGAUAUAUACUGUUGAAUCAUUUUAAAAUAAAUAAAAAUAACAAAUAAGAUUUUCUUUCAACUUGUAUAAAUUUCUUAAACAUGGAACUGACAAAUGUUUUACUUGAAAUAUGAACUGUAACACAGUGACGGGAUCAGAUCCAGGUAUCGGGGCACUUUGUACGAGUAAGAGUACUUGUAAAAAUUCUGAUAAAGGUACUGGUAUUGGUAUCGGGACACUAAUACUUUUAAUGAAAGUUAAUGAAAAAUAGAAAAUCGGUACAGCUGCCCUUAAAUGUUUUUCUAACAUGUGUUUUCUUUAACUCUUUGAUUUCCUUUUAAAUUCUGGAUAAUUUAACAUUAAAAUUGAAGUUUGUUUGGAGGCAAA